Molecule: messenger RNA, 1788 nt
Organism: Ichthyophthirius multifiliis
Lineage: Eukaryota; Ciliophora; Oligohymenophorea; Hymenostomatida
Exons: 1
Biological process (GO): protein refolding; cellular response to unfolded protein
Cellular component (GO): cytoplasm
Molecular function (GO): misfolded protein binding; heat shock protein binding; ATP-dependent protein folding chaperone
Source: RefSeq, a predicted model, not a curated record
AUGCUAUAAGCUUUCCAAAAACUACAUAAAAUAAUAAAACCAUAAAAAUCAUUCUUAUAAAAAUUCCAAUUUUCAGAAAGAUUAAAUUUAAAGGAAAAAUCAUCACUUCCACCAUCUUAGCAAGUAAUAGGUAUAGAUUUAGGGACUGCAAAUGCCGUUGUAGCAAUUCUCCAAGAUAAAAAUGCUCCAAAAGUAAUAGAAAAUGCAGAAGGAAUUCGUGUCACUCCAUCAGUAGUAUCGUUUUCGCCUGAUGGAACGCCAUUUGUAGGCACUCCUGCCAAGCGCGCAAUAAUGACAAAUCCAGAAAACACUAUUUAUGCAAUUAAAAGACUUAUCGGAAAAAACUAUGACGAAGUGGAAGAAUAUAUAAAAACCCUUUCAUAUUAAAUAAAAAAGUCUCCUGAAAACAGGCCUUUAAUUUAGGCUAAUGGCGAAGAAUACCUUCCAGAAUAAAUAGCUGCAGUAAUAUUAAAAAACCAAAAAUAAACAGCUGAAGCAUAUUUAUCAAAAAGCAUCUCAAGUGCAGUAAUAACAGUUCCAGCGUAUUUCAAUGAAUAAUAAAGAGAUGCAAUGAAAGAAUCUGCAAAGUUAGCAGGUUUAACCCCAAAAAGAUUAUUAAAUGAACCUGUUGCAGCUGCUUUGGCUUUUUCUGCAGGCAAAUCUUAAAAUUAGGAUAUUUCAAAGGUAGCUGUCUAUGAUUUUGGAGGAAGUACUUUUGAUUUUUCAGUCUUAGAAUAUGGACAGGGCGUAUAUGAAGUACGUGCUUUUGCAGGUGAUUUAGAAUGCGGAGGUAAUGAUAUAGAUGAUUUAGUAACAGAAUAUAUCAUAAAGGAAUUCGAAAAUUAAAACCCUGGUGUAAAAAUAAGUCAGGAUAAAUUAGCUUUCCAGAGAAUCCGUGAAGCUGCUGAAAAAGCAAAAUUAGAGCUUUCCUCCACAACCUAAACAGAAAUUAAUUUACCUUACAUAACAGCUGAUGUGACAGGUCCAAAGCACGUAAUAGUGAAUUUAACAAGAGGAAAAUUCGAAAAUAUAAUAAGAUAAAUUAUUAAUAAGACUUUUUAGCCUAUUAAAUAAUGUUUAGAAGAAUAAAAAAUAGAAGUUAAAGAUUUUCAUGAUAUUAUCGCUAUCGGAGGUUGCUCAAAAAUACCAUUAGUAUAAAAAUAUGUGGAAGAGUUUUUCUAGAAAAAAAUCAAUAGAAAUAUUAGUCCAGAUGAAGCUAUUGCUAUGGGAGCCUCGCUUUAAGGCAGCGUCCUUGAAGAAGCUCUAAAUGAAAUCAAAGUUCUUGAUUAUGUGCCUCUUUCUAUUGGAAUUGAAACCAGGGGAGGAAUUUACAAAAAAAUUGUUGAAAGAGGAACUCCUUUACCAACUAAAAAGUGUAUUAUACUUACUAGUUCUAAAGAUAAUUAAUAAUAUAUCAAUAUACAUCUUUAUUAAGGAGAGAGGCCUCUUGUUAAAUAUAAUAGAUGGGUUGCUAGUAAUGUUUAUUGUUUUAUGGAACCAACAAGAAAAGGUUGGCUUUAAAUUAAAGUUGAAUUUGAUAUUGAUUUGUUAGGAUAAUGUAAAGUUUCAAUUCGUGAAAAAGAUCAUAUGUAGCCUUUAGAGUUUGAAUUUAUUGCUGAUUGUGGGAUACCUUCAUAUGCAAUCCAAGAAAAAAUAACAGAUUUUUAUUAAAAUUAAAAAGAUGAUAAGAAAGAAGUUGAGGAAAUCAAAAAGAUCUUAAAGUAUUUUGAUGAAUAAUACUAUGUAUAUAAACUUGCUGAUGGUGAAGAUUCUGAAUUCAAUUUUUGA